Messenger RNA from Ceutorhynchus assimilis (cabbage seed weevil), 1573 nucleotides. The record is from the annotation of a GenBank genome assembly. Lineage: Eukaryota; Metazoa; Arthropoda; Insecta; Coleoptera; Curculionidae.
AAAGUAACAGAUACAUGUCUUUUGAGGAAAGAGUAUAUAAAUGGCAAAAUUGGAGCUAAUAAAUUUGAUUUUUCUAUGGUGAAUCUUCUAUUUUUUUUUAAUGAAAAGACUAAGUAGGUACAAGUUUAGCACUUAAGUAGGUUUUUAUUCUAAUUUACACAAUGAUUAAGAUUUCUUCAUUGUUUCAGGCAACGGCCCAAUCAUUACACCCCAAGAAGGAGUAACCAGCGGCGCGGUCGCGAACCAGUGUCGUUCGUGCCCGGGUGGACUUUGUCGAGGUGGUGCAAAUUGCCACUUCCAGAGUUCAAACUUGUUCUCGCAAAUCAAUAUGGCCGCAGCGUGGCCAAACUACCAUCCAUUGAGACCCAUGCUACCAUUUGGCGUGUCCAAUUUACCAGUGUCAGCAUAUCCUCCAGCCGUCAAUGCCAGAAAGCAGCGGAGAGAACGCACCACCUACAACAAAGAGCAGCUCAACGCCUUGGAAUCGCUUUUCGAAAGAACCCGCUAUCCCGACAUUUUUGCCAGAGAGGAGGUGGCUCUAAAGAUUGGAGUACCAGAGUCAAGAGUGCAGGUUUGGUUUAAAAACCGUCGAGCCAAAGCACGUACCCAACAAAUCCAGCACGAUGCAAGGAACAAGAGCAAAGUUAAACGAAGACCUUCUACUGCGUCCAGUCAAAGUCCUGUAGACGCUCCUUCAGUUGUGCCAUCGUUAGUGAAAAAAGUAUCUCCGCCUACUCUACUGACACCUUCGAGCAGUGGAGGUUCGCCUCCGGAAUCUCACACGAACCCCUUGGAAGAAAUGACUCAAAAAUACGGUGGAAGUGUUGAACCUGCUACUGUAACUGCCAAUACCGCUUUCGCGUCAACGCCACCUUUUACGCAAAAUUCACAAAGUCCUAGAACUCAGGUGUCGCAAAUAUCUCCCCAAUCUUACGACUCAUCGAAUUUGUCAACGUUUAAAUUGGAAGGUGGUAGUUCUAAUGUAACACCUUCUCCUCCUACUACUCCAGGCAAUGUUUACGGUUCAAACUUUGCUCCAGCGUCGUCGUUUCAACAAGAAAUGGCUUAUAAUAAUUGGUACAUGGGUGGUUCUUCUAGUUCAUACCCUUACCAAUCUGGGGGGCAAAUGCAUAAUGGUACUACAUAUCAUAAUCAAGCAGCUACGGACUAUCAUGCCACCUAUCCUGGGUAUUAUAACGGGGGUCAUAAUAUGAGCAAUAUGUAUCAUCAUCCUGGAAGCUAUAAUGGAUAUGGUAGCGGAUUCGAUGCCGGUCAAGGAAUGAAUCAUAUGUCACAAUAAUAGUGACAGAGAUUUUUUUCUAGAAAAAAGCCAUAAUAAUCAGGGACAAAUAAGGAAUAUCGGAUAUUAUCGAAUCAAAAAAGUCCCUUCCUGAUAGGUAAUAAAGGUGUGAAUGAUUCUCUACAUAUUUAGGUGUAUAAAAUUUUUCUUCAAAUAAAAUGUGAUAAAAGAGGCAAUUGAAGACCUCAAACUUUUUUAAAAAGAAUAAUUAAUUUUUAUUUAUAACUAAUAAUUAUCAUUUGUAAAUAUAAUAUAGCUAAGAUUUAAAUUCUC